UCGUGAUGCGUUCAGUGUGUGUGUAAUUCCCAUCACUAGGACACAACCAGCGUCAUUCCCACUACUAUUCAUCUGACAGAUAUCCAACUUGAAAAUUUCACUUCUUUCAUAACAACAAGGCAGUACCGUAGAAGUUGUCAGGCAUACAUGCGGAAAAAUGUUUCGGAUUUCGGCGCCCGUCUUGGCCCGCACUGGAAAUAAUUCGGCCUUUGUUUCGCGACUGAAAAGCAGUCAAAAUACUGUCAAGCACUGCAAGCAGGACUACAUUGACAAGGGCAGCCACGUGGUGCGGUCGCCCUAUACGGACGUCCCGCUGCCCCAACUCAACGUCGGCGAAUAUAUCUGGAGAAACUCGGACCGAUGGAAACACUGGCCAGCGCUUACAUGUUCAGCGACGGGACGCAGUUUUACUUUUGGCGAAGCGAGGGCAGCUUGUGAGCGUCUCAGCAUCUCUCUUCCAGCCACCCUGGGCCUGAAGCAGGGCGACGUUGUGGGCGUCGUUUUGCCCAACAUGCCCGAAUAUGCCAUCACCUUCCUAGGAGCAACUUCUGCAGGACUCAUCGUUUCGCCUGCCAAUCCACUCUACACAGAAGAGGAGUUAGCGCGACAGUUUGAGAACGCCGGCGUCAAAGCUGUGGUGACCAACCCCGAACUUGCCCCCAAAGUGCAGCAAGCCCUGUCACAGGUGCCGGGUGGCGGCGGCCCACUGGUGCUAACCACCGGUGGUCCCGAGGGCAACGACCUCUUCAGCCUGGACGAGUUGAUGAAUCGCGAGUUCAGCCGACGAACGCCGCGGCCCGCCCGACCCGACCCUGACUCGGUCGUCGCGCUGCCCUACUCGAGUGGAACGACAGGUCUUCCCAAGGGGGUGGUCAUUCUGCACCGGAACAUGGUCGCUAAUUUGUGCCAACUUGAACACCCCAAUGUGCUGAGCUUCCCCAAACAAGGCGCUCCUCAAGAUGUGGCUGUUGGUGUCUUGCCUCUUUUCCAUAUUUACGGUCUCAAUGGGCUACUUAACGUGGGCCUCAGCGUCGGUCGUCACACAAUAACUGUGCCUAAAUUUGAGCCGAAACCUUUCGCAUCAAUAUUCUCAACCUACAAACCCACUGUAUUGGCUUUGGUGCCUCCACUGGUCAUGUUCCUGACCCAGUCCGACCUGGUUACGAGCACCGACCUGUCCCGCGUCCGUUUCAUUAGCUGCGGGGCCGCCCCGGCAACAAAAUCGCUAAUUGAACAAUUCAUGGAAAAAGCCCAGUGCUCUGAACUCGAUUUUCGCGAAGGUUACGGAUUGACUGAAACUUCGUGCGCCGCCUGUUUUGUCCCCAGUUGGUCAGGGCUGGACAAAAUCGGCUCUUGCGGGGUGCCGCUGCCCUUGACCGAAAUCAAGGUGGUGGACGAGCAAGGUCAAGCUCUGCCCUUGGGUCAGACGGGCGAGCUGUGGUUGCGAGGGCCGCAGGUCAUGCAGGGCUACUGGCGCAACGAAAAGGCCACCAAGGAGACGCUCACUUCUGACGGGUGGCUUAUGACGGGGGACAUUUGCUACUUGGACGACGAGGGCUAUGUCUUCAUUGUGGACAGACUGAAAGAACUGAUCAAAGUUAAAGGGUUGCAGGUUUCUCCGACGGAACUGGAGGGCGUCCUGCGUAAGAUGGAUGGCGUUUCCGACGUGGCAGUAAUCGGCGUUCCGGACGCACGCUCUGGAGAAGUGCCAAAAGCAUUUGUGGUGAGGAAACCGGGCAGCAACAUCGCCGAGAACGAUGUCACAGCGUUUGUCGAGGGCCACGUCGCCGAGUUCAAGAAACUUGCGGGCGGCGUCAAAUUCGUUGACGAAAUCCCCAAGAACGCUGCUGGCAAAAUUCUGCGCAAAAACUUAAAAAACCUGUGAAAAAAGACUGCAUGCUUAUUGUAUAAUAUAAUUAUUUUACUUAAUAAUGUUAAGGAUUUUUAAAAGAUUAAUAACAAAAAAUAUUAAUUUUCCAGAUAACAAAUUGCAUUUUAUUU
This is a messenger RNA of Neocloeon triangulifer, 2001 nucleotides long. RefSeq lists its product as uncharacterized. Lineage: Eukaryota; Metazoa; Arthropoda; Insecta; Ephemeroptera; Baetidae. Bases 158 to 1885 code for a protein of 575 amino acids. Gene Ontology annotation, biological process: long-chain fatty acid metabolic process; fatty-acyl-CoA biosynthetic process. The record is from RefSeq and is a predicted model, not a curated record. The transcript is spliced from 7 exons. Gene Ontology annotation, molecular function: long-chain fatty acid-CoA ligase activity.